GCCGAAGUGAAACAAUACGUAAAAUAAGAACUUAACAUUUAUCUAUUGUUAAGUACUUUUCGUCCUCAGGAUAACAAGAAUAAAUCAUUCCAGAUAUGAAGGAACAGGCUUCAGAAAAAGCAAAGUCUCCAAGAACAAUAGCUAUUGAAAUGAAUAAUACAAAUGUCUGUAAUAUCAUACGUAAAACACUUGAAAAACAGCAGUCAAAAGAACCUCCGAAAUUUAAUAAAGAAAUGCUUAGAUUCAAGAUUAUCUAUUUCUUACACAAUGGAGGUCUUGCACCAGCAUUAGUAUUCAUACCUGUAUAUGCAAAGGAAGAACUUGGAUUCGCUGCUGCAUCUUUGGGGGCAAUUCUUACGGCGCAGAUGUUUCUUUUCGUAUUCACCAAACCACUCAUCGGUUAUAUUGCUGAUUAUUUUAAUCAACUAAAAGUAGUUAUAUGUGUUUUAUCUCUUCUUAGUUUGACAUGUCUUUUUUCACUACUUGCGAUCCCUAAAGUAGAACCACGUGAGCUAGGAAAUUUCUCAGCAUUUCUCGUAGGACAAAACUUGAAUUCGACAAAUUUGUACAAUGAAUACAGAAAUUUCCUGCAAUCUAAACAGAUCACAAAUAAGGUUUCACUGACGAAAUCUACAAACCUGACAAAAAUUCAAUUUCCAAAUGGAACUUGCAUGAGUUGUUUUAUUGGUAUCGAUAAUUGUUUGAACAAUUCUGAUGAAUUUUUCACCACCAACCGUUUUGAAGGCAGCUCUUUUUAUUUAUUUAGCAAAGCAAUUAAUAAAGAAGAGCUAUAUUUAUUUUGCAAUCAAAAAUACUCAUUUUGUUCAAAUUUUUGCUUGUGUCAUCAUAACGUCUCUCAAAAUUCUAGCAAUUGCCAAGAACUGUUUUGUAUACGAAAGCAUCAAUCACAUGAAGCUGAUCGAUUUCCGAAAAGAAGUCCUUUACUUAAGUGCUCUGUAAUAACUAAGGAUUCUCGGGAAAUGUUUAUGUCAUGUCUAGCACAAAAUUCAUCGGCAAAUAAUUUAAUCGAUGCAAAGGAUUUUGAACAAGAAACUAUCAGUGAUUUUCGAACUUAUCACUUCUGGAUCUUUGCUAUACUUUUUUCUAUUUCAUGCAUCUGUGAAAAUGCUAAUUUCACUUUGGUCGACACAGCUUGCUGUGAAAGUAUUCAAAGGACUAAUGACGAUUUCGGCAAGUUACGGUUAUGGGGCAACAUUGGCUGGGGUCUCCUUGCACCAAUCGGAGGGUUGUUAAACGAACACACAGGUGGUUUUAUUUCAUCCUGGAUCCUGAUGGCAAUAAUGUUGCUUUUAUUCAUGUGGAAUAUCACUCAGUUGGACAUCGUGAAACCUCAAUUUUCCAAAAGCAUUCUCAGCGAUGUAGGAAUAAUCUUCAGAUCAAAGGAGUUUCUGUCGUUUGAGCUUGUGAAUUUAAUGAACGGAGUUGGCAUCGGUAUAAUAUGGUUCUAUCUGAUAUGGUUUCUUACAACUUUAGGAGGCACUAAAUUUCUGGGUGGACUAACAAUUGCUGUCGAAAGUUUCCUUGGCGUGAUUCCAUGCAUGUUCUUUUCUGGACGUAUCAUAAGGAAGAUUGGACACUAUCAGAUUUUAAGUGCUGCAUUAUUGGUUUAUGGACUUAGAUUUCUUUUCUAUGGUUAUCUUUAUAAUCCGUGGUGGGUACUUCCCAUAGAAAUUAGUCACGGUCUUACAUAUGGACUUUAUUAUGCAGUUUUAGCAACUUAUGGGAAAUUGCGUUCCAAGCCUGGUACUGAAGCAACGACUCAAUCCAUUUUGUUCACCACUCAUGAAGGUUUAGGAGCUGGCCUGGGAUGUGUAUUUGCAGGAUUGGGAUUCGAUUACCUUGGUACUCAUCAGACGUUCAUCUACAUUAGCAUCUAUUUCGGAAUUGAUUUCAUCACCAGCCUCUUAUUAUAUUUCUUCACCAUAAGAAAGCAGGAAAGUCACAAUAAAACCAAUCACCAAUCAGACAGCUCUAAGCUUCCCUUGGGAUCUGAAUUGUUGCAGCAGAAUCUCCAAAAACCGUAUUUGAGUGUCUGAACACUUCUCAAAUGUUGUUAUUCAGAAAAAAGUUCAUUCCUAGCUAUCUUUG
Molecule: messenger RNA, 2109 nt
Organism: Argiope bruennichi
Lineage: Eukaryota; Metazoa; Arthropoda; Arachnida; Araneae; Araneidae
Product: phospholipid-transporting ATPase ABCA3-like
Exons: 4
Coding region: 96-2057 (653 amino acids)
Biological process (GO): lipid transport; transmembrane transport
Cellular component (GO): intracellular membrane-bounded organelle; membrane
Molecular function (GO): ATP binding; ATP hydrolysis activity; lipid carrier activity
Source: RefSeq, a predicted model, not a curated record